AGCUAUUGUCUCGCAAUAAGUGUAUCAUUUAAUUUUUAAUUAUGACUUCUUCAAUAACGAAGGCAGUUGGUAUAGUUAAAGAUGUUUCUCCACUCUAUUAUAGAAUCUUAUCAAAGUUUCCACAAAAUUUUACGUUCUGCUUCGCGUACGGAUCUGCUGUCAAACCUCAAAUUGGAAAUCAGAAAAAACACAAUAUGAUUGAUCUAAUAUAUUGCGUUGAGAAUUCGUACCGAUGGCAUGGAGCUAACAUUGAAAUGAAUCCAUCCCAUUAUUCAGCUCUUCGAUUUCUAGGCAAAGGUUUUAUUGCAAGAUUUCAGGAAAACUGGGGAGCAAAAGUUUACUUUAAUACAUUGGUGGAAAUGAAGGAAGAAGAUGUGACUAUUAAGUAUGGUGUAGUGUCACAAAAAGAUCUCAUUGCAGAUUUACUAGACUGGAAUGAUCUCUACUUAGCAGGUCGCCUGCACAAGCCUGUGGAAAUUAUAAAACAAACAAACAGCUCACAGCUGCAGAAUGCUCUACAAUCAAAUUUGAGGUCCGCGGUGCACACUGCCUUACUCAUUUUACCUGAGACAUUCACAGAAUAUGAUUUCUAUUUUGCCAUUUCCAAUCUAAGUUAUGCAGGUGACUUCAGAAUGACAUUUGGUGAAAACAAAAACAAAGUGCGAAAUAUUGUUCAACCACAGUUAUUAAAUUUCCGUGAACUUUAUAGACCAAUAUUGCAACAGUUCCAUGUUUAUGUUGACUUUGCAACCAAUGACCUGCAGUGUCACCAAGAUAUCCACCCAGAGACUAAGCUGCACCAUCUGAUGCAGCUACCCAUGGUGCCUCAGCAAAGAAUUGUUAAGUUUUGGAAUCAUGGAGGACUUCAACAAGACAUGGAGGAUGUACUUAGAGCUGUUGCUUAUGACAUAGACUGUCCUGUUAUCUUAAGGCAAAUUCUAAAGGAUAUAGUUUGGCAAUCAAGUGUAAGGCAAUCUUUGAAAGGCAUACCAACUGCUGGAUUUCUGAAGUCAAUCCGUUACAGCGCUAAGAAAAUAGCUAAGAUGUUUUAAAUCACUUAUAUACCUUGUAGAAUGUGUAAAAUAAAAUUAA
Papilio machaon (common yellow swallowtail) is the source of this 1092-nucleotide messenger RNA. Its product is annotated as phosphatidate cytidylyltransferase, mitochondrial. Gene Ontology annotation, molecular function: phosphatidate cytidylyltransferase activity. Gene Ontology annotation, cellular component: mitochondrion. Gene Ontology annotation, biological process: CDP-diacylglycerol biosynthetic process; cardiolipin biosynthetic process. The record is from RefSeq and is a predicted model, not a curated record. The transcript has a single exon. Lineage: Eukaryota; Metazoa; Arthropoda; Insecta; Lepidoptera; Papilionidae. The coding region runs from base 42 to 1052 and encodes 336 amino acids.